This is a messenger RNA of Gastrolobium bilobum, 417 nucleotides long. RefSeq lists its product as uncharacterized. The transcript has a single exon. The coding region runs from base 1 to 417 and encodes 138 amino acids. The record is from RefSeq and is a predicted model, not a curated record. NCBI's taxonomy places the organism in Eukaryota, Viridiplantae, Streptophyta, Magnoliopsida, Fabales, Fabaceae.
AUGAUUCGCACCGUGUUUGCUUACCUUAAAAAAGGGAAAGCAUCACAUAAAAAGGUAAAGGUAGAGCCACUGAUCAAAGUCACAAAAGCUGUAUACAGAGAUGAGUUAACCAAAAAGCAAUCGCCAACAAAAAAGACAGUGAAGAAAAGUGUGCGGUUUGCGGAUUCAGAACCUACCAUUUUGGGAGAAGACAGAGACAGUGAGAAGGAAUUUGAGAAAAGAAACUGUGCAGCUGGCAAUGAAUUUGGAGAAAAAGAGGGGAUUAGAGUGAAGGUAAAGAUGACAAAAGAAGAAGCCGCUCGGUUUCUAUCAAAAUGCAAUGGAGGAGUUCUCGAAUUCAAGGACGUUGCUCGCGAACUUGUGUCGAUCCCAGUGAACCGAGUUAGCGUUGUGUCCACUUACACAAACAAUUUAUAA